GGUGUGCGUGUCGCGCCGCAGCGCUCCUGACAUCUCUGUGUAUAUAACACCUCUUACUCAGCACUUACUCGCGUCAUUCCCAGUGCCACGACUCCUUCACUUUCACAUCCUUCACUGAAUGUCAGGGAACUGUGUUCACGGCAAACAUUCAUUAAGUAAUUACAGUUUGGAGUUAGUUUUUUAGGCGGAUGUUUGGAAUGGGAAAAAUGGAUUACCAGUUGACGCGCGCGUCACGUUUGGAAUUUCCCUGGAAUCUGGAAUGAUAAAGUAGCGAUGGUUUGAAAAACUCAAGACUCACUUAAUGUGUGUUGAAAAUGCCGUCAUGAGCGCCGUGUGUGCCAGAGGCGCGUCGGUCGUGUGGCGUGUGUGCACGCGACGUCUGGGGCGCCGCACGCUGGCGACGGCUGCGGCGGCGACGCUGCUGUGGGCGGCCGCCGUCGUCCUCCUGCCUCCUGACGACGGAGUGAGUCUCCUACAGCAGCCAGCAGCACGACGCAUACAGCAGCAGCACGAGGAACUGCAGCAGCACGAGCAGCUGCAAAGACCGCAGCAGCACGAGGGACUGCAGCAGCAACAGCAUGAGUCAGGUGAUCAGCUGCAGCUGAUACAUGACGACCAACGGCAAGCUGUUGUUGUCCAACAAGGUCAGCAACAACAGCAAGAUCAUAGACAAGAGGGACAAAAUCAACUGCAAGAUCCCAGACAACACGAUCAACAGCAGCUUCCGAAUGAGACUAGUUAUCGUCUUCCUGAAGAUCAUAAUGGAAGAAUUGGGCUGCAGAUAAACAGGGAGAUGGGGUCAGAACUUUUAGGCGCCGGAAACUACUUGGUCCAAAAUAUUGGCCGUGUGGCUCCUUUGGGUGAUGCAAACGUGCUUAAUUAUAUAAUAAACGUUGAAGGUGAUCAAAGAGGUGCCAUUUCGCCUAGGGGCGCAGAAGGUUCUAGAUUAGACGUAGUUUAUAUUGCCGACUCGUCAUUGGAUGAGACUAGAAGGAAGUCCGGUGCAUUUGCACCAAUCACAGUCCAGAAAAAACUGGCGGAGGAAUACCAUCACAACGAAGGUGGCGACGACAAUCUUGCGAAUAUCAACAAACUAACCUACCUAAGAAAUCAGAAUAAAGACAAGAAAGAAGGUAAAGACAAUGAAGAAGGAAACAAUGAUAUUGAUGAAAAGAAAGAACCUCAAGAGAAUGAGGGUCAAAAGAGACGUGGAGGAGGCGUUGAAGCCAACGAGGGCCCUUACACCCUGCCCAUCCUGAAGGCUCCACGAGACACGAAGGCUUCUGGGCCUCAGAAGGCUGUGGGCUACAUGGCAAAGCUGGUCGCCACAGGCGACGCCAGACGACUCCUACCUGCCACAGGCGAAAACGCAGGCGAAGCUGACGACGUCGACGUUGACGGAGGAAUAAAUGGUGACGUAAAACCCACAGGCGACGGCGACGCAGGCGGCGAUGAGGGAGGGGUUGUGCAGUUCCAAAAGGCGCGGGGGGUCUACAGCGGCGUGGGGGGCGUCUUCCCCCUGCACCCCGUGGAGUGGCAGCACAAAAAUGGAAUGGUUGGCCGCCUCUUGAGCGGCCAACCAUCAGCUGGAGGCCAAUCAUCGGAAGGACCAUCAGCGGCAGAAAGCACCCCGCUGCUGGCACUCGCUGGUGUCCUCCUAGGCAAGCUGGCGGCGGACAACCCGCAACUCUCCCCUACCAAGCGACGCUCUCUCAACCUGCAGACCAAAGACGUGCAGCAGAAGCUGGAGAAGGUGUACGUGCGCCAGCUGCGGGACCGAGGGCAGGUGGUGCCCCUGGUGGGGGGCGGCGAGAAGAUUGUGUCCACAUUGCGGUCCGCGGUCCGCUUCCCACACUCCCUUAAACACAUCCAGCCCCACAACUGGGGACCUGAGUACCGCAUCUUCCUCAAUGUGUGGGGCUCAGGUAACCCCCUGCAGGGCUCAGGUAACCCCCUGCAGGGCUCGGGUAACCCCAUGCAGGGCUCAGGUAACACCCCUGGUAACUCCCCUGUAGAGGUAGUGAACAGAACGAUGACACUGCAGGGGAAUCACUUCACCGUGCUGGGGUGUGGAGGGCUCGUCGUGAUCCGUAACCCCUUCAAGGCCCUCAUCUCCCACCGCCACCUCGACGUUGGGGGACACACAGGCUUUGCUCCAAAAUCACAAUUCGUGGGAAAAGGCUGGGCCUACUUCGUCGCCCUCAAGAUCCAGCUCUGGGAGAACUUCUACUCGGACUGGGUGAGGCAGUGUCCCGCAGCCGACGUAUUCGUCACCCACUACGAGACUCUCAAACGCGACCUCAGAGCCGAACUCACGGCCAUCCUCGAGUUCCUGAAGUUCCCGGUGUCGGAGACUCGUCUGCAGUGCCUCCUGACGCAGCCCGAUGGAGCCUUCCGCCGUCGGGACAGCCACGCCGUCAGUGGCAUCGACUACUUCCCGUGGCACCUCAAGUGCCUCGUGUACUCCGCCAUUGCCAGGCUGGACGCCGCUCUCCUGGCGGGUGGCAAGCGCCCCCUGCCCGUCCAGGACUACGAGUGGUACGACAACGCCGAGGCCCGUAACGUGGCCCGAGACGGGUGUCCUCCUGAGUCCAACAUCGCCGUGCCCUGACCGCGGGGCCCUCAUGAUGGGUAACUUGACGGGUCCUGCUGUGCCCUGACCGUGGGGGCCCUCCUGAUGAGUAACUUGACGGGUCCUGCUGUGCCCUGACCGUGGGGGCCCUCCUGAUGAGUAACUUGACGGGUCCUGCUGUGCCCUGACUGCUGGGCCCUCAUGAUGAGUAAACUUGGAAUUUGCUGUUGGUGAUGAAGUGUUAUUGAUAACAGCAUAUGGCGGUACGAUAAUAGACGCCUACCAACGACGGCACAUGGUGACUGUGGGUCGUGACAGUACAUGGCAGAUAACGAGGCUAGAUGGUCUCGUGACGACGUCUCACUUCUUGUGACGACGUCUCACUU
Messenger RNA from Hyalella azteca, 2958 nucleotides. RefSeq lists its product as uncharacterized. The transcript has 9 exons. Gene Ontology annotation, molecular function: sulfotransferase activity. The coding region runs from base 302 to 2611 and encodes 769 amino acids. Lineage: Eukaryota; Metazoa; Arthropoda; Malacostraca; Amphipoda; Hyalellidae. The record is from RefSeq and is a predicted model, not a curated record.